Durio zibethinus is the source of this 1699-nucleotide messenger RNA. The record is from RefSeq and is a predicted model, not a curated record. Lineage: Eukaryota; Viridiplantae; Streptophyta; Magnoliopsida; Malvales; Malvaceae.
AGUAAUAAGGAAUAUCAUUUCUUUUUUUCAUGAAUACCAAAUGCAAAUUAAUUAGAAAAAUGGAGAGGAAGCUCUAUGAUGCAGCUGUGGAAGGAAGUGUGAUUUCCUUGCGCAAUUUGCUUCAAGGGGAUGCACUGCUUCUUGACAGAUUUAUCACUGGUCAUUACUCUGAAACACCUUUGCACGUAGCUUCCAUGCUUGGCCAUUUAGAAUUCGUUGAUGAAAUUCUUGCUCGGAAGCCAGAGCUAGCCAAAGAACUUGAUUCCCGACAGUCAUCACCCCUACACUUAGCAACAGCAAAAGGGUACUUGGAUAUUGUGAAAAGAUUACUACAGGUUAACCCCGAUAUGUGCCAUGUUUGUAACCUUGAUGGGAGGAAUCCUCUUCAUAUUGCUGCCAUCAAGGGCAAACUUGAUGUCUUGAGAGAGUUGGUCCAAGCCAGACCCUCGGCAGCUUGGCUGCUGAUGGACGAAGGUGAGACCAUUUUACAUGCGUGCGUGAGGCACAACCAGUUGGAGGCAAUGAAGUUCUUGGUGGAAAGAGUUUCCGAUCAUGACUUUGUAAAUUGUAAGAAUUAUGAUGGCAACACCAUCUUGCAUCUGGCAAUAGCUGCUAAGCAAAUAGAGGCCAUAAACUUUUUGAUUUCUAGCACUACAGUGGACGUGAAUUGUCGGAAUGCAGAUGGUUUCACGGUAAUGGAUCUUUUAUCACAAAACCAGAGGGCUGUGAUAGAUAAGGAGAUUAUUGAGUCCCUUCGAAGAAUGGGAGCUGUACAUGCAAAACAUAAGCCUUUGUCAACUUGUCAACUUAAAUCUGCAAGGAUCAAGAUCUUAACCUCACCAUCUACAUCAAAUACCGUAUCAAAACCUAUGAAAAGUAAAGAUCGCAAGAAGUUUGUUAAUAGGAAUGCUGAUUGGCUUGAAAGAAAACGCAAUACCUUAAUGCUGGUAGCUUCCCUGCUAGCUACCAUGGCUUUCCAAGCGGGCGUCAAUCCUCCUAGUGCCGUUUGGCAGGACACUUCCCCUAGUGGUUCUUCAUCAACGGCAUCAAAUGAUUCAAAUGAAUCACAUCACAAGGCCGGGUCUUCCAUAAUGGCAGAUAAUUAUCCAUUUUUAUAUACCUCUUUCCUCAUUUCUAACACAACGGGUUUCUUGGCAUCUCUUAGCAUCAUCCUGUUGCUUAUAAGUGGAUUACCAUUAAGGCGUAGGUUCUUUAUGUGGGUUUUAAUGGUCAUUAUGUGGGUUGCCAUUACUGCAAUGGCAUUUGCAUAUCUGGUAUCUAUCGCAGCUUUCACUCCUGAAAAAGCAAACUCUUUGCUACUCAGGAUAAUAGUAAUUGCAGUGUUGGUUUGGAUCAGCUUGAUGCUCCUGCUUCUUCUUGGACACACAAUUCGACUGAUAAUCAGAUUGAUAAAGUAUCUUCGAAAAUUAGUGAUCAGAUUGAUAAACGUCAUCUCCACGCGCGGUCCCGGAGGUUAAUGUGUGCAAUCUUGUGGAUUUGAAGAAGCCUUGUUACUCACUCAUUCCACAAGCUGAGUCGGAUAAGAGAAAUUCUUCAGCUAGCUUUUGUUAUAAAGGCGAAGCUUAAAGGCAGGGCAUAUGAAUCCAAAAUCUGUGAUGAAUUUUAUUGAUAGGGUAAAUUACAUGUAUGACGGUCUAGAUGUAUCCUCCUCCGAAAUAAAUUCUUAUUUUAAGACGAU